Molecule: messenger RNA, 725 nt
Organism: Mercurialis annua (annual mercury)
Lineage: Eukaryota; Viridiplantae; Streptophyta; Magnoliopsida; Malpighiales; Euphorbiaceae
Product: autophagy-related protein 8f
Exons: 6
Coding region: 120-488 (122 amino acids)
Biological process (GO): cellular response to nitrogen starvation
Source: RefSeq, a predicted model, not a curated record
UUUGCAUAUAUUCUAAAUAUAUAAAUAGUUCAAAGCAAAGUCAUUGAUUUUAUCUGCAACCAACAAACCCACGAGCUUUUCAAGAGUCCAUCAAAUACCUAUCUACUUCUCUUUGAAAAAUGGUGAAGAGUUAUUUCAAGCAAGAGAAUGAUCUAGAGAAGAGAAGGGCGGAGGCUGCUAGGAUCAGGGAGAAGUACCCAGAUAGAAUUCCGGUGAUCGUGGAAAAAGCAGAAAGAAGCGAUAUACCUAACAUAGAUAAGAAAAAGUACCUUGUCCCAGCUGAUCUUACUGUGGGGCAGUUUGUAUAUGUUAUCCGCAAGAGGAUUAAAUUAAGUGCGGAAAAAGCAAUAUUUAUAUUUGUAGACAAUGUUCUCCCACCAACAGGUGCCAUUAUGUCUGCUAUUUACGAAGAGAAGAAGGACGAAGAUGGAUUUCUCUAUGUUACGUACAGUGGCGAGAACACAUUUGGAUCUGAGAUCCCACUAUAGGCGCAAUGUGAGGUCUUACUUACUGUUUCUUUUACGUUCUCCCAAAAUUUGAUUCUGCAAUGGUGUCGUUCCUGGAGCCCGUUCGUUUCUUUAUUCUGCCUAAAUUAAAAGGAUCCCGACAGUGAUAAUUAUGUAGAGUUGCAUUCGCAUAUUGUAUAUAUAAUAUGACCAAAGAACUUCCAGUGCUAAAGCUAUAAGUUCCUUCAUCCGAUUUAAGAAUUAUAUUUUGGAGCUUAA